This is a messenger RNA of Tilletiopsis washingtonensis, 1120 nucleotides long. RefSeq lists its product as hypothetical. The transcript is spliced from 2 exons. Lineage: Eukaryota; Fungi; Basidiomycota; Exobasidiomycetes; Entylomatales. The record is from RefSeq and is a predicted model, not a curated record. Bases 43 to 1104 code for a protein of 353 amino acids.
UCAUCCCCCACCUCUCGUCUCUGCAGCAGGCAAGGCGCUCGCAUGGGCACCUCGCGCCGCCGCAGCGCCAGCGCCGAGGCUGCGAACGCCGACAGCGACUCCGACGGCGGCCUGGAGCACUUCUCCGGCGCCCUCUCGCUGCUCUUCGCGCACCACUCGGCCUCGUCAGGCGCCGCCGGCGCGCUGACGAGCUUCGAGCACGCUCGCCUGGCGACGCCGCUGCGCUUCCGCGUGCCCGAGCAUGCUGCCGGCGACACGGGCCUCUAUGCGCACUACCAGUGGGAUGCUGGACGCGUGCUCGCCGCACUGCUACUCGACGCGACCGGAGCGAAUGAGGGCGGCGAGGCGUCCUCUUCUGCGGCAGCGCCCUCAUCGCUCCUCGCACGUCUCUCGCUAGAGCAUCAUGACGCCGUCGUUGAGCUCGGCGCUGGCACUGGCCUGCCCAGCCUGGUGUCCGCACGCAUCAUUCGCGAUGGCCUCCUCGCCGAGAGCCGCUCAAAGACCCGCAGAGCCGUGGUGGUGACGGACUACCCGUCGCCGCAUCUGCUGCGGGCGCUUGAGGAGAAUAUGCAGAGGGAGCGGGAAGCGCCGGUCGCAAACAUGCCGCUGCCAAAAGAUGGGGCAAGGAAGGGAUCGGGUGGAGAUGCAGGCGGUCAAGCGCUCGACACACAUGUGCGGGGCCUCGAGUGGGGUGUGGAGGAGCAGGAGCGGAUAGUGUACAGCUUGUCGCCUGACGCUCGCGGCUUCUCGCUCGUCCUCGUCGCCGACUGUCUGUGGCAGACGGCCGCGCAGACCGCGCUGCUGCACACGAUGAGCGUGCUGCUUCGUCGCUCGUCCGAGGCGCGCAUCGCCGUCGUAGCAGGCUUCCACACGGGCGCCUGGGCGCUCGUGCGCUUCCUGCAGCGCGCCGCCGAGCUGCAUCUCGUGGCGCAUGACGAGGAGCGCUGGAGCAUGGAUGUGCUGCGUGCGGACUCUGCAGACGCCUGGCGCCCCUGGCACGGCGAUGUCGACUCGCUGCCUGCGACGCAGGAGGAACAGAGCCGCUCAUGCAUCGUCGUGCUGCUCGGCUGGAGCGAUGCGGCGCUCAGUUCGACGCCAAUAUAGAGCAUGACUGCGCGUG